Messenger RNA from Rubroshorea leprosula, 2933 nucleotides. The record is from the annotation of a GenBank genome assembly. NCBI's taxonomy places the organism in Eukaryota, Viridiplantae, Streptophyta, Magnoliopsida, Malvales, Dipterocarpaceae.
GGAGGAUGUAUGAUUGUCUAAUAUCUACUAAGGGGUUGGUGUCACCUAAGAGAUUACUUUGGCUUUAAUCUGGGUUCUUGAUGGAUUGAGUUUCACAUCUUCGCAAAUGAAUGUCAAUGUGGCUAUCAAGAACAUUCCUUUCCUCCUCCUCCUCAUCUAUUUCCUUUCCCCUUCUUAUAAUGAGAAGAAUGCAUGAUGUUGAUUCAUUUUGUUUUGACUAAGAUUACAGCAACUAGUGUACCAUUCAAAUGGAUAAUGACAUUGAGCAUGAAAGAAGUGUAUCUGUUGAUGAUUUCAACAGUGUUACACUGGAACCAGGAUCAAUCAAAGUUGACAUUUCUGAUGGGUUUUCAUCUCAUAAAGAGGUGAAUGGAGAAUUAGAAAGGGUUGGGGAGCUUAUAAUAAGAGUGGAAUUAGAUUUGGCAUGUUCUUCAGAGAAGUUAGUCAACUUAAGUAUACUUACAAUGCAUAUGGCAACCAGGGAAAGUGACUUUGAAUCCUCUGCUUCAGAAAAUGAUUCUGUGCUUAAUGAUUCUGUUGAGAAGGCACUGGAGUUUGAUCUCUUAAAUGGGAUUUUAGAUUCAGAGGUGAAAGAACUAGAUAAGUUCAUUUGUAGUCUUCAAACAGCUAUUGCCAAUGCUCAUGAGAUGAUAUCUUCAUUUAGACACUUAGGAGAAACUUUCGUGGAAAUGGAGAAAAAGUUGCAUGAUUCUGAAGAAUCCUUGAAGCAAUCACAAGAUCAAGCCUCCGAAAUUAAGGUGCAAUGUGCAAAGUUCCAGAGGACCUUGUCAUGUCUUGAUGGUAACAGGAAUUGGAGUGACCACAAAUGUGUGGAUUUGGCAGAAGGUGUUAGUGCAAAGAUAAGAAUGCAAACUGCUGAAGAGCAGCGACAUAUUUUGAGGAUGCUAGAGAAAUCUUUGGCCAGAGAAAUGGAUCUAGAAAAGAAGUUGGCAGAAUUAAGGCCAAUAGAGCAGGAGUUGAAAAUCAGACUGCUCUCAUCAGAACAAGAAGUUUUCUGCAUGGAAGAAGAGUUGACUGAUAUUUAUGAAAGGUGCUUUGAGGCAGAGAAUUCUGUGGAGGUGCUUAAAGGCAUUUCAAAGGAUCUACUGGCUCGACAGCAAAUGCUGCACUUCUAUCUGAAUAAUUCAAUCUACCAAGAAACUGAGCUACGAUCAAAGCUUGAUGGUUUCACGGAAAAGUUAGAAGCUGAAGAGCAUGUAUUGCGCAAGCUUGAAAGCAGCAAUGCACGAGUCAACGACUUCUUUAAGGCUCAGAAUGACAGCUUAAAAGCAAGGUUGACUGAAGCUGAAAAUAAGUUAAUUCUUGCUGAUUCUGAGAUCUUCACUUUGAGAGAGAUUGUAAGUUCAAUGGAGAAUCAACAGAAAGAAUCUGAGUCUAAGCUGCUACAUGAACAAGCCCAUGAUGAAAGUGAAGAGCAGAAUAAUACCUUCUGUUUUGAAAUCAGUGAACUUGAGAAUGUUAUUGAGGAUUUGAAGGAAGAGUUAUAUAAAGCAGAAAACAGAGUAGAGAGUGCAGAAGCCAAGUGUAAAUUAUUAGAUGAGACUAACAUGGAACUUAAUGAAGAGCUGGGUCUUAUUAAAGACAGUGGUGUUACUGCAGAAAAGCUGGAAGCACUGGAGAAGCAGUUAAAGGAAUCUGAUAUCCAGUUACAGCAUGCAAUAGCUUCUGCUGAAGCAAGUGAGGAGAAACAAAAGAUGCUGUAUUCGACCAUUGGAGAUAUGGAGGCUUUAAUAGAGGAUCUUAAGUUGAAAGUUUCAAAAGCUGAAAGUCAAGCAGAAAAUGCAGAAGGGAAGUGUAUCAUAUUAUGUGAAUCUAAUGCAGAGCUAAGUGAAGAAUUGAGCUUUUUGAGGGGUAGACUAGAUUGUUUGGAGGCAUCUUUAAAUAAAGCUGAGGAAAUGAAAAUGGCAACCGUGAAAGACAUUGAUAUUCAUACCAAAAUAAUUACAAAUCUACUCACACAACUGGCAGUAGAAAGAGAGCGCCUUCACCAGCAGAUGUCUGCACUAGCAGUGGAGAAUAAAAUUUUGAUUGUGAAGCUGAAGAAAUCGGACAAGUAUCCAUCCAUGGUUUUGAACAAUGAAAAUACAGGAAAUUGCAAAGAAUGUUUAUUUUCAAAGCAAGACUUGGCAAAUGCUCCUUGUGCAAGGGAAAGUAAAGAAGUAACUGAGGCAUCAGCUGCUGGUUCUGAGGUGGAGAAGACUUGGACAACUGAAUCUGUUGGUGAGACUGAAAUGAAACCAGCAGAUGCCACAUCAGAGGUCGAGAUAGUGAGAAGAAUAGACGCAAGAUUGCUCAACCUUAAGCAUAUUUUCAUGGCAUUGACUGUCUUGAUGAUUUCAGUCAUGGCUUACUUUUUCGAUCAAAAGGGCUACUCCUUUAAAUGAUGAAAUGUCAAUUCCCUUUUCCUGUCAUUCUACUUGAGUUUUUUAGGCACUCGGGUUUCCAUAACAAUGUCUUCAAAUUCACGAAGGAGAAUUACAGAUAAACUGAUAUGUGGAUAUGCAGACUUCAUAGCUGCAGUUUUCAUUGCUAACAUUCCUUAGCAACUUUUUGCAGAAUAGGUGAUCUACUGAGAUUUUUAAAUGAAUGAUUGGUCACAGAAGGAAACAACCACCUAGGGCUGAAUCGCAAGCAGAGUUUUUGUUAUUCUAUUUUCUGUUCACUUAACUUCAUGGAUUUUGAUUAGGGCAUGUUUGGCGGAGCUUAUAAGCAAAAUUUGCUUGUAAGUACUGAUAUGUUUUGUUUAGUUGAAAAGGUUGUAGUGGUUAUAUCUGAAUGCUUUCAACAAUGACUUUGAAUGUUCUUCAUUGUCUGAGCCAAAUCAUCCUAAAGCUGAUUUUCCAUAAUUGGUUUAUAAUGAUAUUUAGCUUUUUUUAAUCCUUUCCUUUGGAAAGUAAAUGUAUUCGUCCAAA